AAUACGAGGUUCUCCAUCGGCCACCAUUUGCAAUCGUUCAUUUGCAUUCGUUGUUAUUCUCGUCGGGUUUUCAUUAUAUUCAGUGUCAUCGCCUUGCAUAAGCAGCACGAUGUCGUUUAAUCGAGGAGUGAAAAGAGAUUCCUUUGGAAAUCGGGGGAAUUUCAAUCGGGGCGGUAGCGGAGGCAGUGGUAACAGAAUCGGCAAUAACAUGGGUAACAGCAACAUGGGAAAUAAUAUGGGUGGAGGAAUGAGUGGUAGCGGCGGUAUGGGAGGAAUGAAUCCUUGGGAAGGUGGUAUGAUGCCUGGCAGAGGCAUCUUACCUACACCCAAUAAUAAUCUCUCUCUGGCAUCGCCACAGGCACAACUGGCUAUUGCUAGUAAUCUUCUUACAAAUCUUCUUCGCAGUCAGCAAGAAGUGCAACCACAGGUACCAUCCCUCAUGAGCCUUGGAAAUAAUUAUUCUGGACCAGGACCAAAUUAUCCCAAUCAACAGAACUUUUCCUCAGGACGGUUUAGCGAUCGACCAGCACGGCAUCCUAUAAAGAAUCAACGUCCUCAGCCUUACAACAAAAUGGGCAAUCGAGCCCGAGAUGGCCCUGCUGGGCGGCGUGGCCCAUCCGCACAACAAUCUCGUGCACCCCAGUCUGGCAGUCAACGUAUGAACGGAAACCAAAUCCAACAUCGCAACGAUAAAUCUUCUAAACCAAUUCCUGCCUCUAAACAAAAUCAGACUGCCAAAAAGGAACAGCAGGAUGUUAAGACUUCUGAUAGCGAAAAAGCAGAACCGCCUGUUCCGAAAAGUGACGAUGUGGACGAAUCCGAGGGCAAAAAGCGCGAUUGGAAGGAUGAGAAAGGAGAAGUAUCUGUAAAAAUAAAAUCUGAAAAAACAGAAGAUGAAAAAGCAGAAGAUACCGAGAAAAAGGUGGAAAACCCUGUCAUUGUGGAAGACUUCACAACAAAAGAGGUGAAAGACGCAGUUGAAAAACCCGAGAAAGAAAACAUGAAAACGACUGGUAAAAAAUCAGAGGCUAGACACGCUGAGAGUCGUUACGCCGAAGUUCCGAUGAGCCACAUGUUUUGUCACAUUUGCAACAAGCAUAUGUGGGAUGGAUUUUCUUUUGAAAAUCAUCUACGUGGACGUGCGCAUCAAUUGAUGAUGGAAAAAUUGGACGAAUCAUAUAAAUUAAAGGUCGAUCUGAUGAGACACGAGUUGCGAGUCGCCGAGGAGCAGCGCGAACUUAGCUUAAACAACUCGAAACGACGUGGCAAGAAAGUCUCUGUGGAUUUCAAUGUGAGAGAAUAUUGUACAAUGUGCGAUUUGAACUUUUAUGGAACUUUAUCUACACAUAGAAAAAGUGAGAAGCAUCAGCAACUGAAAACAUUCUUGCAUCCUCGAUGCUUUCCUUGUCUAAAGGAAUUCCCAUCUCGUAUAGAAUAUGACGAACAUUGUUUAACACCUGCUCAUAUGAAAAAUGCCGUUCAAUGUGAGGAACAACGAAAAAAUAAGAAAAAAGAAAAACUAGCAAAAGGAGAAGCUGAAGUUCGCACUGCAGAAGAUGAAGAGAAAGAUGUUUGCCAUGACACAAAGAAUGAAAAAGAAGAGGAUUCAGGAGAACAAGAAUAUAUUACAGAUAUUAUUGAAAAUAUAAAUGAAAAGAAAUUUAAAGUGCCGUCGUAUAAAUAUUGUCGUCAGAAUCAGAUCUUUAUUGGUAAAUCUAUGGUCAAGGAGGUUCAAGGAUUUUAUUGCGAGCGUUGUCGAAGAUUUAUGCUCCUGCCAGAAGAUAUGAAUGCUCAUCUACGCAGCAUCACUCACUAUCGAAACUUUUUAGCAGAGGUAAAAUUGUUAACAUCGAAUACAACAGCUACAGAGUCAAAAGAAACUGAACAAACUGAGAGUGAGAAAAAUGCCAUUGAAGAUAAGGAGGAAUGCGACGGAAAUCGAAAACGUCGCAAGCUCAGUCAUGAUGAAAAUGAAGAUAACGAUAAAUCGCUAGAAUUGCAGGAAAAUAAUGCAGAUAAUGCAAAUGCGGCACCAAAGAGAUCAGAUGGAGAGGAGAAGUAUGAUCCUUUAGAAGCCGAUGCCGCCGAAUCGGAAGAGGAAGAAAAUCGCGAAGCGGAAGAAAGCAUGAAAGAGAUUAACGCGGAAAAUCCUGCUAACGUACAGGAAAAAAAGACACCAGUUGAUGAAAUGUGGGCGGACAUAGACAAUGACAACGAUGUGGAAAUGGGUAAUUUAGUCGAUGAUGUGGACGAAAAAGGACACGUAGAUCACGAAAAAUCUAUUCAGAAGAUAGAUCGAAAUCACAGUCCUCAAAUAAAACCUAGAGGUCGUGGAUUUGUACGUGGACGUGCUGGUCCGCGCGCUAGAAGAUCUCGACGAUAAAAUAAUAAUGAGGUUAAACGUGCGAAAAAAAUGUAUUGAAGAGAGAAUUUCAAUUAUAUGUUUUGUGUGUUAAGAUAAGUUUUAACAAUACAAAAAUAUAAAACACGUUUUCUAUUGAAGCGUAUCUGGUGUAAUAUUACAUAUACUGUUAUAUUUACAAGCGUAAAUAUAUAAAUAUAUAUAUAUAAUAGUAUAAGAUUUUAAUCCAUAAAGUGAUUAUCAGAAAAGAAAAGGUACGCGCGAGAGAUGUCAGAAUUUUUGUACAUGUAUGAAUUUUUAGCCACGUACAGUGUUAUGAAAGCCGUUUUUUCGCACAUGCAUAGUAAGGUCUAGCAGCUCUGUGUCAAGGAGAAAUAUAUAGCAUUGAUCCGUAUAUAAUGUUGCAAAAUAUAAUAUACAGGUGUUUCUAAAACUAUGUCGGAGAUUUUAAGGGCGUAUUCUAGAGUUUAAAAUAAGAAAAAAAUCUUAUAUAAACAUGAGUCCAAAAAUGCUUUUCCUCCGAGUUAUAGCCCCCCAAAGUUGAGGGAAAAAAUCGAAAGAUGUAUUGUAAUUCUCGGAGACUUUUUCAUAGAACGUUAAAGUUUUGCACAGCGUAAUAAUUAAUAAUGAGCUUCAUUUUUAUGUGGUUUUAACAAUUUUUGCCCUCAACUUUAGAGGGCUAUAACUCGGAGGAAAAGCAUUUUUGGACCCAUGUUUAUAUGAACUUUUUCCUAUUUUAAUCCCUAAAAUACACCCUUAAAAUCUCCGACAUAGUUUUAGAAACACCCUGUAUAGUUUUAGAAACACUGUACAGUAAAAGUAGCAAAAUACAUAUAUACUAUACAGGGUGUCUCUAAAGUAAAGCGAUUCAGUUUCGGAAACAGUUUUAGAUAUAUGGAAAAAUGUUUCAGGUUAAAGUUAUAAGAUAUUGAGGAGAAUAGAUGAUAUGAAAAUAUGGAUUUGACUUUGAGUGAUCUUUUCAAGGUGAAUGGGAUCUAUGUUUUCUCAAAUAGAACUUUCCUUUUUUUAUUACAUAUUCUUAUAACUUUGUUGAGACGUUCUUACAACAUUAUAAUAAAGUAGAAAAGGUCAUUCAAGGUCAAAUCCAUUUUCAUUUGUUUCCCUUAUUAAAACUUUUGUCAAGAACAUUUGUUCAUAUUUAAAACCGUUUUUCUGAAGCUGAGACUUUAGAGACGUACUGUAUAUAGUACAUAUUUUUCCUUAAAUUACAAAAACUUUUGCAAAAUUAUGUAUAUGAAUGAUAAUCUUAUAAUAAUCUUUUUAUACAUAUAAACAUAUAUGUGUAUGUAUACACACACACACACACACUUGUAUCUAAUCUCUGUUGAGUCUUUAAAAAUUUUCACACUUACAGCACUUAAUACUUAACUCCUGUUUAUGCAAAUUAUACAUCAUUACUAAUCGUUAUGGCCACGCAUGUGCGAAAAAACGCAGCUCAUCUCAUAUCACUGGCUGUGUGCAUUAUUACCUGUCUCCCAGAUCUUGAACUCAUCACUCGGAUAUGGCACUAUUAUGUAUCAACGAAGAGAAUUAUUGGAUAUUGCAUGCGAUUAAAAUUAUAUUUAGAGAAAACUGUAUUUGUGUAUAUGAUAUCAAGAAAUAGAAUCUUGUAUUAAUAUAAAUGAGAGAGAAUUACUAUCAAAAUUCCAAUGUACGUUUAAUACAAUGAUAUACAUAAUCAUAAAAGUACACAUAAUAUUUAAAUUUAGAUUUUAUAUUGUCACAAGAGUAUUUCUACAAUUCCUAUAUCAUUUUUUCAUAUAACAGAGAAUUAUAAGAAUUUCCAAACUCUCCUUAUGCUCGUGUAUAUAGAUAAAUAAGUUGUUCCUUUAUUUCUUAGAAAUUCAAGCUUUUUUAAAGCUGCAUGCCGAUAUAUAUUGUAUAAUUUAAAAU
Molecule: messenger RNA, 4276 nt
Organism: Camponotus floridanus (Florida carpenter ant)
Lineage: Eukaryota; Metazoa; Arthropoda; Insecta; Hymenoptera; Formicidae
Gene: Pep
Product: zinc finger protein on ecdysone puffs
Exons: 10
Coding region: 110-2383 (757 amino acids)
Cellular component (GO): nucleus
Molecular function (GO): zinc ion binding; nucleic acid binding
Source: RefSeq, a predicted model, not a curated record